Messenger RNA from Mytilus californianus (California mussel), 6677 nucleotides. RefSeq lists its product as uncharacterized. The coding region runs from base 187 to 3540 and encodes 1117 amino acids. Gene Ontology annotation, cellular component: membrane. Gene Ontology annotation, biological process: calcium ion transmembrane transport. The record is from RefSeq and is a predicted model, not a curated record. Gene Ontology annotation, molecular function: ligand-gated calcium channel activity. The transcript has 32 exons. Lineage: Eukaryota; Metazoa; Mollusca; Bivalvia; Mytilida; Mytilidae.
UUGAAUAACGAAAAGUUUUGUAAUUACUCAACCAUAUUUCUGUUUUAGUUCUUGUCAUAUCAUAUAUAUGGUUAUUCCGCCAAAUAAAUGUAUAAUGGAUUACAAAUUCUGGUCAGCUAGCUAUGGAACAAUUUGGGUUGUAUUAAUUAAAAUGAUAUUAUUACAGAAUUAACGGAAUUAACGUCAAUGAUGGCGGAGUCAGUUGCUUUAGAACAUACUGAGACGCAGGAAAUUCAAGGACAUGCAAUAUUAAACGGAAGGCUCUCAGAAUAUGUAACAUUCCACGGCUACAGCGCUUCAUAUAUACCUGACAUAGCAAAAGAUGUUGACAAACUUCCAGUUGUGAUUAAGGAUGACACAAAUAAACCCGAAGAUCUUAGAACCGUAGUCAACGAGUUGGAAACGGAUCAAGUUGUAGUAGAGAUUGACAAUGACGGAGACAAAAACGAAACAAUUAGAAAAGAUGAUUUGAUAUUGUCUGAUGGUGCACAAACAGGUGCUGAUGGUUAUUUCGAAGUUAACAUUCGUGGAAGUAAAUCAGCAAACAAAAAGAUCAAAGUGUUUAUUUGGCGACCAAUACAGGAGGACAACCAGAAAAAGGAGGUGCCAUUUAAACCCUCCUUGUAUCUCAUUAUUGACAGUCCAGAAGAAGACGAAAAUGUUAAUAAAAUAUCACUUAUGGAAGAGAUCAUUGAUUUUGCAAAAAAGACCAAAUUGCCUUGUCAUAUUGUAAAACAGAGAGUUUUGUUCCACAGUGGUUAUAAAAAGACUGCUAGUAUUCAUUACAAAACAGAUAAGGAUACGAUUGAGGAACUUAUAAAAAAAGGAUUCAAUGAAUUUGAAAGAUUAGACGAGAAUAUAGAAGACGAAAUUCAUUACUUCAGACGAAUGGCAGAAUAUGCAAUUGGAGAGGAAGUUUUGCCAAUUAUUAUAUCAUUAAAAAGAAAUCAUGUGAUCAAACAAGAAGUACUAAACACAGCACAAUCCUACCAAAUACCUCUCAUUUACUUCAAGCCACAGAAAAAAACACAGGAUGUUAAUAUCUUAUGGCCUACAGACGGUAACGACCAGGACAAUGCAGUGAUCACAGAAUACAAAACGGAUACUACAAAGCCUUGGCGCGUAAAGAAAUUAAAAGAGAAAAACACACAGAAGAAUUCAUCGUCAGAUGGCAUUGCACUUCUUUCCGAGAUUCAUGGUGACCUGGAUAUUGUUAUUUCCCAUAUAUUAGUUGGAGUGUGUUUUAAAGAAAAAUCAUCGACAGAGAGAAAGGAUGAUACAUAUACUAAUGACUAUGCCACUGCCUUAUCGAUGUACCUUUUGAAAAAAGGAAAGUGGACAAUUUCCAAAAAAGAUAUGAGAAAACUAUUUAGUCAGAAAUCUUUGGAAUACAUCUACGAGGAGGUUGUGACUUCCGAAUUUAUAAAGAAAUUAUGUCGCAACCAGGAUGCCUUUUCCAGAUUGGCAUACAAACUUCCUGAACACUCAGAUUUUGUUUGUGAGAUCAAUAAUGAAGAAACAGUACAGAUUGAACGGACAACAAAAGGUAAAAGAGUACAACUUAUCGAAUGGGAUACUGAAUGUAAUGGGCUUAUAUUUUUUGCUUUGUUGCAAAAACAGUACUGGACAGGAGCUCUUCAGCUGGUGGAAACAGGAUGUGUUGGGAUUCACCAUAUUCUUGUCGGAUGUGUCUUAUUAGAAGACGAAGUGAUCGAUUGGAAAACAACGACGGCCUUAAAGGAAAAACUACAACUUUUAAAAAGCGCAUUUACUGAGAGAGCUAUUGGUAUUACGAGCUGCAUUUAUGAAGAAGAUAAGAACGCAGAAAAUAACGUUGCUAAAGAAACUGAAAUUGGCAGUAUUGAGAAAAUUGCAGAAGACAGAGAGCUUGAUGACAAUAUAAAUCAUGCUGGAAGACUCUUGUUGAAUCAUGGAUAUUUAAGGGAUGCUAUUAAUACUCAAAACAAUACCUUCCUGAAAAAUGACACAGUGAGGAAAGUUUUAAACAAACAAUGGUAUGGUACAGAAGAAGUUGACUGGAAGGCGAUUUUCAGCUUUAUUUUUCUUGUUGCAGCCCACCUAAUAAUGCUGCCCUUAUUAAUGAUUAACAUGGAAGCACGUCCAUUACGUCGGUUUUACAAGAAUUACAAGUUGCCUUUCCUGAAAGUAGUUAUACAUAUGCUGGGAUUCUUAGCUCUCCUGAUUGCAUAUGCAUACAUGUUGCUGUUCGACUACAGUGAUAAGGGGAUCACCUCUUCUGACUGUUUUAUCAUAGUGUUGAUAACUAGUUUUGUGGUGGAUGAAAUCAAGCAGGUCAUUGUUGCUUUUCUAAGAGGACAAUUGAAAAGCUAUGCAAGUGAUUGGUGGAAUACAUUAGAUUGGUUAUUCAAUAUAGCAUACAUGUUAGGAAUGCUACUGAGAGCUGGUGAAGGGUCCGGAUUCCGCAAUACGUCAAAAUGUUUAUUACUUUUAGCAUUCAUGAUUCUUUGCGUAAGAAUACUAAAUAUAUGUUGCAUGACAGAGUUUUUAGGACCAAAGUUGGUUAUUAUACGAAAGAUGAUUAAACAAACGGUUGCCUUUAUGAUUAUUAUGACUGUCAUAGUGGUGUGGUACAGUGUUUCCUUUCAUGCACUUUUAUAUCCAAAUUCUGAGUUCAGCUGGAGCGAGAUCGAAAAAAUUUUGUCAAAUGGUUAUUGGAUGUUAUUUGGAGAACUGAACUCAGAUGGUGAAAAAGUGACUGGACGGAACAGUACCAGUACAAUCAACAAAACGAUAGACGAGAAUGAUAAUUUACAGCGAUCUGCUACAAAACUUGGUGAAGACCUCACGCCUUACUUAAAAGCCUUAUAUGGAUUGAUAGCAGUAGUCUUACUGUUAAAUCUACUGAUAGCUCUGUACAGUGACACAUUUAAUGUAGUACAACAACAAUCCGAGUUUUAUUGGAGGCAGAUACAGACUGAUUUUCUCGAGGAAUAUAGUAUCAAAACAGUAUUUCCAAUUCAUCUCCAGUUACUUGCAUUGCCGGGAAUAAUUACUGCAAUUAUAUGGCUUUGUUAUUCGAACCUUAGGGGGAAGUUAUCAAAUAAAUAUAACAUGCAUGAGGAAAAGGCAAAGCUUAACCAUCGACCAAUGCUUGUCAGAGUUUUUCUGUAUGAUACUAAUUAUGAUUUGAAGCUAAAAUCGACAGAAUAUGCAGAAGAGAAAGGUGCGCUGGACAACAAAGGGAAAAUAGACCUCGAAGAUUUUGACGCAAUUGCGACUAUGAACAAGAUAGCAGAUAGUUUAAAAGAUUUAAAAGAAAAGAAACACAUGAGAGAACUUGAUUCGAAAAGAGCUGACAGGCGAAAUCAAGAGACAAUGAACAAACUGGAAAAGAUAGAAGAUAGUUUAAAAGAUAUACAAGAAAUGAAACAAAUGUUGAUGGAAAGACAGCGAAAUAUGGAAAUAAUGUUACAAGAAAUAAUUAAUAAGUUGGAUAUAAAAACAAAAGGAAAAACUAAUCGAAAUACGGUUGAUAUUUCCGACGAAGCAAAAGAAUAAACUACACUCUUGAUUUGUUGUCGACUAUUAUUAACAAUGUGAUAUAAAGAAACUAUUAUGAGACAAAAUGGUGACAAGAAUUCAUCUGAGUUUAUUAACACCACUUUGUAAAUGUGAAUUGUCUUGCUUUUCUUAUGUGUACCUUAUGGCAUCGUACCACUACCAUGAUUGGAAUUGUACAAACUUGUAUCAUCAAGAACUACAUGAACUUGUUACUCACAUCAGCAUAUGGUGUUAUUCAAGCUUAACGUGUCAUCUUGUUUUUCAUAAAUUUUCUACAUCGUAAAGAGUUAAAUGUUACCUUUAUCGGCCCUCCGAUAUUUCAAAUCUCCAAAUUGUAACAUCCUGUAUGUAAUCGCUGGGUAAAAUUGCCCUAUUUUCUAAUACUCUUAACUUUUUUGGAUCUUUCCUUAUACUUAUAUUUAUAGCAAAUAAAUUAAAUCAUUAUAUUUUAUAAAAAAAAAAAACUAUCUAUAAUUUGGAACCAAGAUAAAACAAUUGUAUUUGAAAACAUUAUUACUUUAAAUACAUAUGUACUUGCUUUUAAUUUCGUGUAUCAUUAUUAUACUUUCCGAACCAUAGAUAUAUUUUUAGUAUUUGUUGGUAAUUGUCACCUAUAUAGUUUGGAAAAUGAGAAACGACUCACGAAACUAAUGUUCACUGUAUAGAUAUUCCGUGGGUUAAUUUUAAGCUUAACACGUAAACUUAAUGAGACUAUAUGAAAUUAUACAACAAGUGUAAACAAUAUGUUAUUGUGAUACUAAUGUAUAUUGCAAGGAACGUAGCAAUAUUCAUCAAUAUUUGUUGCUGUGUUUUUGUUUGUUUGUUUUUUUGUUCAUAAGUUUUCUUUUUGUUAUUUGUUUUAUUUGUUCGAAUUAUAAUUUAUUCCUAUUGAUCUUUUUUUUUUAAUUGUAUUUACCUUAUAUAUAACAAGACUAUUUUUUUAAAUUUUUUUUAUUUCAUUUGUUAAAUAUAUAUAAUCAUCGGAUAUAUAUUGAAAUCAUUUUUUCUGCUGUUUUAUAUGAUAAUAUCGCUUAAUUUAGACUUUUGAUUUAGUAACUAAAUAUCUAGUUUACUUUAUACUGUUCUAAACAAGACUUUUUUGUUGAAUAAACUGAAUGUGACUUUUUUCCUCUGUAAUACUGGUUAUUUCAAGCAUUUUUGUCAAGUUUGUCAUAAUCAGUUCAAUAGUUUAAGAAAAAUUUGGUAUACUGUAAUCUACAGCGAUUCGAGCAAAAUUUCUUCGAAAAAUCCAAAUCAAGCCGCAUCAUGAUAGAAUAUAGUGGAACCAAUAAAUGAUCAAUUUUUAUCUCAUCUGCCUACAAAUAGUUGAACAUGAUACAAAAGAUGACUUUAGGAUGAUAAAUACCACUAAUGGACCUCGUUGUCUUCAUUAUAAGGUCUCUUUUUGUCCAUUUAUACAUCUCUUUUCCUAAAAAUUACAACUUUUUAGGUCAAUAAAUUAAAAUGUUGGGGUAACUUUCACUUAUUUAUGAUAGAAAUGUUAUGAUAAAUGAGUAAUUGAAGUAUUCAAGCUGAAUGAACUAUCCAUAUAAUAGUUUACUGUCUCCAAGGAGGUUUGAAUAAGUUCUUACGUAAACCUUGAAUUUACGUCGCGUUCCAGAGAGGGACAUUAAAAGCUUCUUUUUUAGUGAAUAAUUUGUUGUUACUGCUUUAAAAAUAUUGCAUUUACUUAUAACUUUAUUUUUAUUAAAUUAUUAUUUAGGAUUAAAAUCUAAUAUAAGAUCAGAAUAUAAGAAAUAAGAGAAAAGGCUCCCCAAAACACUGUGUAUAGCUUGCUCUGUCUACUAAAUUUCAUGGUAUAGUCCUAUUUCAAGGAAAUUUUCUCAUAAAAUGUGUUUUUGAGACUAAAUCCACCCAGAAUAUUUAAUUUUUUGAAAUAUUUUACUUAAAUAGCAAGAAAUUUUAACAAAUCAGAGUACCCAGAAGGUCAAAUUUGCAUGUGCAGCUUCCCAUAUUAAGAGUAAUACCACCAUUGAUUUUCCACUAUUAGUCUUUGUUAAAUUUGCAUUUUUCAAAUAAUUGUGCAGAAUUAUCUUUGUUUCCAAAAAAUAAAUACUUGACAUGAGUAAAGUUAUAUCCUGUCCAGUACUUUAGUAACCAUGUAACCUCAAGUUUCCAAAAUAUUCUAUAGAAACCCCAAAUUAAAAAAUUAUGGUGCUUUGAAAUACCCAAGAUAUAUAUUUAUGAUCCAGAAAUUUUUAACUGCAAUGAAAUGUAGGAUUAAUUACCUACAACUGUCAAAUUCAAGGGAAUAUUUUUUCGACCCUUUUUUUUAUGCAACCGGAUGUGCGUACUAUGAUUUGGUGGUAUUACAUCUCAGUAUAUCAAAAUAUUCUAUUAAACGAUGACAUGAAAACAUCGAUUAUAACUUGAAAACUACAAAUAGUUAAAACUCACUGGUUCCAGUUGAUGUUCAAAAUAAGACCCUAGAAAUAUGCAUCUAAUAUAAAAAAAAGAAACAAAUAGCUGCUUGUAUUUCAUUUUUAUAUAUUCAAUACGAAGUACUACUGCAUAUGCCUUUGAUAUGUAACGAGAAAAAUACAUAUUUUUUAAAUAAUUAGUAACAAAAAGGAAAAAGUAGUUCUUUCGGUCUACAUUUUUGCUCCUUCGUAGCUUAUAUAUGUAUACCUACUUAUUUACGACAUAUUAUAACAAAAGUACAUACUUUUUUAGUAGAAAUGAUCACAGAUCUAGAAUAUUUACAAGAAUUAAGUUUACAUUUUUUUAAAUAAACCCGAGUGAGAGAGAGAGAGAGAGAGAGAGAGAGAGAGAGAGAGAGAGAGAGAGAGCAUUUAUAUGCCCCCGCCGCUAGGCAAAUGUCGCAUUUAGUUUCACCCUUGAUCGUCUGUCCAUCCGUCUGUUAAUUUUUUUCCGUUGGUCAAUCCGUCCAUCUAUUAUCCGUCGGUACUUCCAUCCGUCCCAAAAGUAUUUUCACAUAUUAUAAGCAAGCCUAAGCGGGUGCAAUUGUGUCCUCAGACACAUUCUGUUUUUUUAAUUUUUAUAUAUAUAUAUACUUUUUAUUAUGCCUACAACGGCUAUAAUUAAGGGUACAUGUUUUGUGUAAAAUUUUACAUCAAUUGUAUGCAUAUUUACAUUAAAUCAUUGUGUGUUUA